AUGUGUCGGUGUACUUGCCGCACAAUGUCUAUGGAACAAGAGAAAAGUGUAAUGACUCAUGGUUUCAUUUUCUUUUCUAUUAUGCAAACAAUUACUGUCGUUAUUUUAUGUUCGAUUUCAAUGGCUUAUUUAAGUUCAGGUAACGUUUCAUACUUUUUACCAGUUGACAUUGUUACAUUAAUGAUCGGUAUUAUUUUCCUCAGUAUCAUCAUCUUAAUUGUUGGCUGGUCUUCAGCUUUAAAUAAUACUGCAUGCUUAUGGAUGCUCUUCCAUGUUUUCAUGUAUUGCUUACUUCUAAUCGAGAUGCUUGUUUCCAUGCUUACAUCAAACGUUAGUUCAUUUGUUGCAGCUGCAGACAAAGAAUGGGAAAAAUCCGAACCUUCAGAAAGAUUUCGCAUUGGACUUGAUUUAUCAUGCUGCGGAUUUUGGAACUCAACAGAUCGUAAUGCUACAGUUUGCCAGACUGGUGUUAAAGCCUGCUCAGCUGUAAUUCGUACUAUUAUGACAAACCUCAGAAAUACAGCAUCUGUUGCUCUUUUUGUAUGCUUCGUUUUCGGAAUGUUCAUUGAUUUUGCAGGUUGCGGAAUCUGCUUCCAUCCAGAUACGAUUACGUUCGCAGAACACGAGCAAGAAGAAGCACUUCUUGUCCCUGCGAUUGUUGCUAAUGCUAGUACUUAUAAGAAUCUUAAUUAA
Molecule: messenger RNA, 693 nt
Organism: Trichomonas vaginalis G3
Lineage: Eukaryota; Parabasalia; Trichomonadida; Trichomonadidae
Exons: 1
Coding region: 1-693 (230 amino acids)
Source: RefSeq, a predicted model, not a curated record